Messenger RNA from Amphiprion ocellaris (clown anemonefish), 603 nucleotides. It is a transcript of the gene ly97.3, whose product is annotated as lymphocyte antigen 97, tandem duplicate 3. NCBI's taxonomy places the organism in Eukaryota, Metazoa, Chordata, Actinopteri, Pomacentridae. Bases 16 to 408 code for a protein of 130 amino acids. The record is from RefSeq and is a predicted model, not a curated record. The transcript has 4 exons.
UAAUGGGGCGUUGCCAUGACAGGACAAAGCCUGAAAGGGAAUAAAAGAGAGAGAGCUAAUGAGCACAUCUCAGUCAUCGACAGAAACGGAGGCAGACAAAUCAGCAAGGUGCCAAUGCUGAACAGAACAAUGAAGUUGUUGGUCUUGGCUUUAACUGUUGCCCUGCUAUUUACAGCCGGUGAAGCUUUGAACUGCCACCGCUGUGUUCCAAAAAAGGCAGGAGGAGACUGUGAGCUGGUUGUAGAGACAUGUAAACCCGGGAAGGAUGGCUGUGCUGCUGCCAACUUCCUCAGAAAGCCAUAUGGACAUUACCAGAAAUGCAUGGCUUUGGAAGACUGCGAAAUACUGAAGAUGAAUGCCUACAUUGAUAUCAAGUGCUGUAGUGAAGACAUGUGCAACACCUUAUAAAAUUCACUAUCGAUAUCAAAGAAAAUUACCGUGUACUGCAGUGGAGUUCGAGCAAGACACUUAACCCCCAGCGACUCCUGCAGACUGCAGCUGCUGCAAGCUGCCUCCCAGGUGUGAAUGCAUACAAGCAGCUAUUUUUAGAAAACUCUACUCUGUAAUUCCCUUGCCCUGACAAAUAAAACAGCUUGAAAAAGA